AUGAUCCGAAAUAUUGAGCCCAAACACUCCCUAAGAGACCAAGAUGAUGGGACGGACGACGACGAUUUGUUGAAGGCCUUGGAGAACGAAGACGACUCUGCAUAUCGAGCCCAACGUAUCGAACAACUCAACGCCGAGCUAGCAUCCGCCCAAAACAACCGGUCAGUGGCCCCUGGCCAGACCACAAUCACCCAAGAUAGCAUAUAUCCAACUCUUGAAAAUGACCAAAUAUUGCUCAGUUUCACAACGGAUACCCAUCGGUGCGUGAUCCAUUUUGCACACCCUGAUUUCUCACGCUGUGGCACCAUGGAUGAACAUAUGCGGGCUUUAGCAACACGGCAUUACGAUGUGCGCUUUGCCCGUGUCGAUGUUAGGGACAUUCCGUUCGUGGUGGAAAAGCUGAAGAUACGCGUUCUCCCUUGCGUGAUCGGGUUUAAAGAUGGGAUUGCUGCUGAGCGUGUGGUUGGCUUUGAAGGUCUUGCUUUGGGCGGGCGUGAUGGGACCGACAGCUUCAGCACGGCAACUCUUGAAAAGAGGCUAUUAUGGAAAGGAGUUCUAGUGCAGGCAAAGAUUAAAGAUGGUAAUGAUGAUUCCGAUAUGUCUGAUGCAGAUGACGAGGAUGAGGACGAUGGCAGACGACGAAUUCAUGGGGGAGGGGCCAUCCGCGGCGGGGGAGCACGGUACAACAGGGAUGAUCACGAUGACGAUUGGGAUUGA
This is a messenger RNA of Aspergillus oryzae RIB40, 717 nucleotides long. RefSeq names its product thioredoxin domain-containing protein. The record is from RefSeq and is a predicted model, not a curated record. Bases 1 to 717 code for a protein of 238 amino acids. The transcript has a single exon. Lineage: Eukaryota; Fungi; Ascomycota; Eurotiomycetes; Eurotiales; Aspergillaceae. Gene Ontology annotation, cellular component: cytoplasm.